AGCAACGCAUGCAUCAGCUGUGCCCGCUACUGGGUUGCCUGCGUCUGUUGUUCAUUCUAACAGUGUCUUGAGCGAUCGUGGUGGUGCUGGUCGCAUUGUUGGACGCUGCCGUGUGCUUUGCGGCGUCGGUGCGGAAAAACAGCCAACAGCCCAUUGUUCGCAGCAAUAACGGCUUCGUCCGGAUUACUUUCGUAGGAGAAGCGACUAGUGGAACUGCAAGAUACCGUCUUCUCGGUCGGUGCAGCGUUGUGGCCUCUGGCUCGCGUUCUCAGCGCAUAGUGAAACGUUCGCGGAAGGUGUUGGUGGUGCAGUGUGUGCGGCGUUCUUUCUGGCCGGGUGUUCCCUAUGAGCCCGGGCGCGCCGUGUCCGAGUGCCAGUAGUGUCGCGUUCCAUGCCUUCAACGUCAGCAGUGCCGUCGUCCGCGAUGGACAACACAGCAGCCGCUCCCUCCACGACAGGAACGGAAGUGCGACGGGCCCGGAGCAUCCAGUUGCCCGAGCAGCUCGCCGUCUUCAGGAACCUCAAGAACGCCAAGCGCUUCGCGAUUGACAUAGGAGGGUCACUGACCAAGAUCGCCUACUACUCCACAGUGUCGCACAAGCGUGCUGUCUACAACGCCGACUUCCAAAAGAACGGCAGCUGCGGCGGCACCGAGCACGACGCGGGCGUUCCCGGCGGGGACGCCCGCUCGGAGGACGGCGUGCCCUGGGAGCGCGAGGUGGAGACCGGCCGGCUGCACUUCGUCAAGUUCGAGACGCGCCACAUCGAGGCGUGGCUGCGCUUCGUCCAGGAGGAGCUGCUGCGCGGCGGCAGUCCUCCGCGGCUCGUCGGGAGCGUCAAGCUCACCGGCGGAGGGGCCUUUCGACACCGGCAGCUCAUCGCCACCACGCUCGGGCUCAGCGUGGACAUGGAGGACGAACUCGAGUGUCUGAUAAGCGGCUGCAACUUUCUGCUCAAGAACAUCACCGACGAGGUGUUCGAGUACCAGCGGCACGGAAACCCGGAGUACAAGUUCAACAACACUGACCCCAACGUCUUCCCUUACCUGCUCGUCAACAUCGGGUCCGGCGUCAGCAUCAUGAAGGUCGAGUCCGACGACGAGUACGAGCGCAUUGGCGGGUCGGCGACCGGCGGUGGCACCUUCUGGGGUCUCGGAUCGCUCAUGACCAAGGCCAAGAGCUUUGACGAGCUUCUGGAGCUGGCCGAGCAAGGCGACCACCGCACAGUGGACAUGCUUGUCAAAGACAUCUAUGGUGGCAACUACGAAGCAGUGGGCCUGACGAGUGACCUCAUUGCCUGCUCAUUUGGCAAGACAGUCCGCCACACGGGCAAUGGCAGCACCACUGGCAAGGACGAUGAUGACGUCACACGGGAGUUCAGCGAGAGUGACAUCGCACGCAGCCUGCUUUUCAUGAUCAGCAAUGACAUCGGCCAGAUCGCCAGCCUCUACGCCCUCAUGCACGGCCUGGACCGGGCCUACUUUGGUGGCUACUUCCUGCGUGGACACCCACUCAGCAUGCACACCAUCUCCUUCGCCAUCAAUUACUGGAGCAAGGGCAAAGUUCGAGCAUCAUUUCUGCGACACGAAGGCUACCUGGGCGCGAUCGGUGCUUUCCUCAAAGGGGCCAGCGAAUACGGCACACAGAACUGCUCAUGGAGCGAAAACUACGCCGGCAGCUCGGGCCUGCAGAGUCCUAUCCCUGCCCAGCUGUCUCAGCAUAAUAGUACAAUGAUUGACCAGCUGGAGAUGGACCGGUUUGAAUGGCAGCUGGUGUACUGCCCACUGCUGGCCGAUCCAGCACAUUACCUGGCUGACACGGUGGACCUGACACAGGAUGCCGAGGCCCGCCGCUACUGGCUCCAGUGUUUCCAGGAGGCCAUUGACAAGUUCGUGGAGGUGGCAGUCCGCAGCCAACCCCACAAGACGGACGCGCCGCUACGUGCCAGCCAGUUCCAGCAGAAGUACCUGUGCCGCCUGCAAAACCUGCAAGACCACCCGUUUGCCUAUGGCUCGCUAACGGUGCGUAGUCUGCUGGACAUGCGAGAGCACUGCCUGCUUGAGUUCGACUUUCCAGAUCCAUACUUCCAGCAAAAACGAAUGGAGAAUGAGGCGGCGCUGCAGUUACUGCCAUCGCGGCUGUCGCAGCUGGACGCCAUGGGCUGGCGCGAGAGGCAGGAGGCCCUCGUCACGGGCCUGCUGGCGGGCAACGUCUUUGACUGGGGGGCCAAGGAGGUGGCCCGCCUGCUCAACAGUGGCAGCUUUGGCUUCUCCGAGGCACACUGUCACCUCCAGGAGCGACCCUGGCUCCAGGAUGACUUGGACGCGUGGGUUGAGCGGCUGGAGAAAGGCCCCGUGCACAAGUGUGCAGCCAUCUUUGUCGACAACAGUGGCAUGGAUGUGCUUCUGGGUGUGCUGCCAUUCGCUCGAGAGCUGCUCAGCCGUGGCACCAAGGUGCUACUAUGCGCCAACACCCGCCCGGCUCUGAAUGACGUGACUCAUCAGGAGCUGCAGAUCCUGGUGCAGAGGGUGGCAGAGAGCGUGUGCCCACGGCUGCGUGAGGCGCUCGUGCAGGGACACCUGCAGGUGCUUGACUCUGGACAGAGCUCACCCUGCCUUGACCUCAGCCGCAUCAACGUGGAGGUGGCCAUGCGCAUGCGUGAGCUUGGCACAGACUUGGUGGUGUUGGAAGGCAUGGGCCGUGCGGUGCACACCAACCUGGAGGCGCGCUUCUGCUGCGAAGCCAUCAAGGCGGCCGUCAUAAAGAACCACUGGCUGGCACAGCGCCUGGGUGGUGCCAUGUUUUCCGUCAUCUUUCGCUACGAGACACCAGAGUCACACCAGGAAUCUGCUGAGAGCACAACCUCGACCAGCACUUCUACCAUGGUCUCACCUCAAUGACUACAAAGUCCAGGUCUCAAUGCUGGGAUGACCUGAAACUGAGCCGCCUUGGAGAGUGAAGUGUGUUUCGUUUCAUUUGCACUGUCUCUGAUUUUUUUUCUCUCCCUAUCCUAGGACAACCAAGCAGAACAGCAAAAAUGUGAAAAAUGUGUGCUCACUGGACUUUCCAUGGUGUGCAGCUGUGCGCGCCUUUCUGUAGCCCAGUUUGCGUACAACUCAGAUCUUGUAUAUAAGCCAUGUACAGAAACUGGACAUUUGUUUGUACAUAGAGACUAGACAAAGGAUGUUGCCUCUAGCUGGCUGAUCUAUUAUGUAAAAGCUUUUAAUGCAAGGGCACCCAUUACACUCUUCAAAUAAAGCUUGAAGAAACUGGA
Dermacentor andersoni is the source of this 3273-nucleotide messenger RNA. Its product is annotated as 4'-phosphopantetheine phosphatase. Gene Ontology annotation, molecular function: pantothenate kinase activity; ATP binding. NCBI's taxonomy places the organism in Eukaryota, Metazoa, Arthropoda, Arachnida, Ixodida, Ixodidae. Gene Ontology annotation, biological process: coenzyme A biosynthetic process. Gene Ontology annotation, cellular component: cytosol; nucleus. The record is from RefSeq and is a predicted model, not a curated record.